AACUCGCUGAAUGUUGCAAACACGAUGUGUUGACCACAAGCAGCUAAAAUCACAUUUUAAGAAUGGCUAAUUUAAAAGCGGAAGCACUGGAAGAUGACAGUGAACUUUAACUAUACUUUUGACGGGAUAGUUGGAGCUAAUGUGCUUUUGUUUUUGCAAUAGAACGGACUCAAUAGCUGUAUCUUAGGACAUCUGAAAGCACAACACUAUUGAGAUAUUAUGUUCAGAAUUACACUGUGAAGCUACAGCAUGGAUCCUUUGGGGGCUCGUUCCCAGUUUGUUGAAGUCCAGAACCUCCCCACAUGGGACCAGCCUCAGGGAGUCCAGGACGAGGUGGAUGGAGAAAACCACUUCUUGGAGGAAGAUGACCAGCUGGCUAAUCAACUCAGUUCCUUAGAGUCCCCUUUCCCUUUCAGAAAAGACAUCAACAGCAAGAUUGUACUAUUUAAUGGAGAUGUGGCCCUUUUGAACUGCACUGCAAUCGUCAAUACAAGUAAUGAGACACUAACAGACAAGAAUCCUGUAUCAGACAGCAUCCACAGAUACUCCGGACCUGAAUUAAGGGAUGAACUACUCAAACUGAAAGGAUGUCGGACAGGUGAGGCAAAAAUGACAGAGGGUUUCAACUUGGCUGCACGCUUUAUCAUUCACACAGUUGGACCCAAAUAUAAAGCCAAGUACCGGACAGCUGCGGAAAGCUCUCUUUACAGCUGUUACAGAAACGUCAUGCAGCUUGCCAAAGAACAUGCCAUGGCAUCAGUGGGGUUUUGUGUGGUCAGCACAGUCAAAAGGGCUUAUCCACUGGAGGACGCCACACAUAUAGCAUUAAGGACUGUUCGUAGAUUUCUGGAGAACCAUGGUGAAAACAUUGAGACAGUGGUGUUUGCUGUUUCGGAUGUUGAGGAGCCGGUGUACAGUAAAUUGCUGCAUUUGUAUUACCCUCGUUCAAAAAAAGAGGAGAGGAUUGGUCUGCCUCUCCUCCCUGCCGACAUUGGAAAUGCCGAGGGGGAGCCUGUGGUCACGGAGAGACAGAUCCGCAUUGCCGAAAAGCCAGGAAAACUGGAGGAUGACUCUGGGGAUGACUCACUAGAGUCCGACCUGGGGCUGGUGGGAAGUCAUGCGUUUGCUCGUAUGGAAGGGGAUGUGGAUAAGCAACGUAAGCUCAUCCUUCAGGGCCAAAUGUCUGAAGCAGCCCAGCAGAAACAGCACCAAAGGAACUAUAACCGCUGGCUUUGCAGAGCUCGAGCAGAAGACCUUUCAGACAUAGCGGCAUUAAAGGCACUAUAUCAGACCGGUGUUGAUUUGUGUGGUAGAACAGUCAUGGUUGUUGUUGGCAGGAAUAUUCCAGUUACACUUAUUGAUAUGGAGAAGGCUUUGCUGUAUUUCAUCCACGUGAUGGACCAUAUCACAGUGAAGGAGUAUGUGAUGGUGUAUUUCCACACACUCACCGGUGAACACAACCACCUGGACACCGACUUUCUCAAGAAGCUUUAUGACAUUGUGGACGCCAAGUUUAAGAAAAACCUGAGGGCUUUCUACUUCGUUCACCCGACAUUCCGCUCCAAGGUCUCUACGUGGUUCUUCACUACGUUCAGUAUAUCAGGCCUUAAAGAGAAGGUCCAUCACAUAGAGAACCUACAGCAGCUCUUCACCUGCAUCUUACCCGAGCAGAUCGACAUCCCUCCUUUCGUCUUGGAGUACGACACACGGAUUAACAGCCCCUAUUACACGGCUCAGUCUUCAGGCCUGUGAUGGCGUCAAAUAGACCCAAAAUCUAGACCUGCCUCUUUCCAGCGAGUGGAAACUCAACCUGAUGACCCCGACUCUGAUGUGAACAAGAUGAACGCAGUCAAAAGUGCAUCUUUGCUGUUUCUGACCCGCAAGUUUUCUCUGUGACAGUGAGAGACUGUCAAUCAAUAAUGCUGUAUAAACACAUCCUGCUGAAACCUGCUGAACGUGCCACAGGCCUGUACUAAACCCAGAUGUCAUUGAAGGAACCGCUUGCCUGACCCAAGCUAUUUUUCGACAAGGUAGUGGGGGGGGGGACUAUAGAUGAAGAGACAAACAUACUAAACUCAUAUUUUUUACCAAUAUGAAACAUGUACCAGUGUCUGCGUGAAUAAUGGCUGAAAAUGGCCGAAACCAUUCUGGUUUUAAUUUCUUAUGUCCCCUGGCCAUCGUCAUCCGAAAGCCUCAUAUUUUGCUGUCCAAACUGUUUUGUUGUUUCAUCUUUUAUCUCAAUUCUCUUUUUUUCAGCCACAAGCACUUUUACAGCUUUAUCUGAGGUGUCAAACAACCAUCACUACAGUUUCCUGAGGUUUGACGGGAAGCAACUUUUCCUUGUGUUGUGAGGGUUAUGCUUUCACAAAGAUUGCUUUGUGUAGCUCUAAAACCAGGUUGGCCUGUUGAGAUUUCUAUUAGCAUUUUAAUAAAAGUAUUUUCUUCUGUUCCUUUCAAUACGGUACAUCAGUGUUCUGGAAGCUUCACCCAAGGUACACUAAAAUCUUGCAGAGCACCAGUUUGUAUUUCAUUUGAAGCAGAUUUACAAGCACGGCCGAAGGGAUGUGUCAGAGAGCUCAUCUCAGAAUGGAGCACUGUAAAUAGAUCAUUGUAGUUAUUGCAGAUGCUGUCUGGAAUUAUUAAUUCAGUUUUUUGUUUUUUUGUUUUUUUAAGUCAGCACUUAGUGUAGCUGUGAAGUGAUUCUUGUUAAAUUUUGUACAAUUUUAAAUGAAGUAUGACGUAUGAAUUAUGACAAUGAAGAAAGUAAUAUUUGAAUAAACAAUAUGAACUCAGAAUA
This is a messenger RNA of Puntigrus tetrazona (Sumatra barb), 2797 nucleotides long. RefSeq names its product ganglioside induced differentiation associated protein 2 (gene gdap2). NCBI's taxonomy places the organism in Eukaryota, Metazoa, Chordata, Actinopteri, Cypriniformes, Cyprinidae. Bases 250 to 1752 code for a protein of 500 amino acids. The transcript has 15 exons. The record is from RefSeq and is a predicted model, not a curated record.